Molecule: messenger RNA, 3889 nt
Organism: Mauremys reevesii (Reeves's turtle)
Lineage: Eukaryota; Metazoa; Chordata; Testudines; Geoemydidae
Gene: SLC25A23
Product: solute carrier family 25 member 23
Exons: 10
Coding region: 157-1590 (477 amino acids)
Biological process (GO): transmembrane transport
Cellular component (GO): mitochondrial inner membrane
Molecular function (GO): calcium ion binding; ATP transmembrane transporter activity
Source: RefSeq, a predicted model, not a curated record
GCGGAGCCCCGGGGUGCCCGCACCUAGGCCAUGCAGCGCCGAGCCGCGCCGCCCAGCCCCAGCGCCCGGGGAGGGGCCCGGAGGCGCUGAGACCCCAGCGCUGGAGCCUGGCCCGCGGGGGCCCCCCAGCCCCGGGGCUUAGCGGGGGGCACCGCCAUGCCGGGGGGCCGGGAUGGGGGGCCGGCGCCGUGCCCGGAGGGCCGGGACCCCGAGCGCCAGAAGCACUGGGCCGAGCUCUUCGACCAGCUGGACACCAACAAGGACGGGCGGGUGGACAUCAACGAGCUGCGGGAGGGGCUGGCGCGGAUGGGCAUGAAUGCCAGCUCCCGAGCUGAACAGGAGAUCCUGCGCGAGGGCGACACGGACCGGGACGGUGAGCUGGACUUCGAGGAGUUUGUGUCUUACCUGCAGGAGCGAGAGCGCAAACUGCGACUCAUGUUCCACAGCCUGGACCGCAACAACGAUGGCCAGAUCGACGUGUCCGAGAUCCAGCAGACAUUCCACAGCCUCGGAGUCUACAUCUCUCUGCAGCAGGCAGAGAAAAUCCUCCAAAGCAUGGACAAGGACGGCACCAUGACCGUGGACUGGCUCGAGUGGAGAGACCACUUCAUCCUCAACCCGCUGGAGAACAUGGAGGAGGUCGUCCACUAUUGGAAGCACUCCACGGUCCUGGACAUCGGCGAGUGCCUUACAGUCCCUGACGAAUUCUCCGAGAAGGAGAAGAGGACGGGGAUGUGGUGGAAGCAGCUGCUCGCGGGCGCCAUGGCUGGGGCUGUCUCCAGAACCGGAACCGCCCCGCUGGACCGGCUUAAAGUUUUCAUGCAGGUUCACGCCUCCAAGACCAACAACAUGAACGUGUUUGGGGGGCUGAAGGGCAUGAUCCAGGAGGGGGGCGUCCGCUCACUCUGGCGCGGCAACGGGAUCAAUGUGCUGAAGAUCGCGCCUGAGUCUGCCAUCAAGUUCAUGGCCUAUGAGCAGAUCAAGCGGGCGAUUCGUGGGCAGCAGGAGACGCUGCGGGUGCAAGAAAGAUUUGUGGCCGGCUCACUGGCCGGUGCCACUGCUCAGACAAUCAUCUACCCCAUGGAGGUGCUGAAGACCCGGCUGACCCUGCGGAAGACGGGUCAGUACUCGGGGGUGGCCGACUGCGCUAAGAAGAUCCUGCAGAAGGAGGGAAUCCGGGCCUUUUACAAGGGCUACCUCCCCAACGUGCUGGGCAUCAUCCCCUACGCCGGCAUCGACCUGGCUAUCUACGAGACGCUGAAGAACAUGUGGCUUCAGAAAUACAGCAGGAACACAGCGGACCCCGGCAUCCUGGUGCUCCUGGCCUGCGGGACGAUAUCCAGCACCUGCGGGCAGAUAGCCAGUUACCCCUUGGCCUUGGUGAGGACCCGGAUGCAAGCCCAAGCCUCCAUCGAGGGCGCCCCGCAGCCAACCAUGCUGGGUCUCUUCAAGCACAUCCUGUCGCGGGAGGGGGUGCUGGGCCUGUACCGGGGCAUCGCCCCCAACUUCAUGAAAGUGAUCCCGGCCGUCAGCAUCAGCUACGUGGUCUACGAGAACAUGAAGCAGGUGCUGGGCGUGACGUCCAGAUGAACCCGCCGGCCCGGCGGGGCCCGGAUGCCCCUGGCCCACCGCUUGCUCCCCGCCCCCUCGCUGCGCUUUGGAGGCUGGCGGAGCAGGAUCGGGGCCGGGGGGCGGCUCUGGAUCCAGGAGCGUUAAGAGGGACGCUGAGAGAUCUCAGCUGGAGCCCCCCGACACACAGACCUGCCCCGAUGCAGCAGGCCUGAGCCAGUCCAGAGGACCAAACCCUGGAGCAACCCUGAGGUGUUGGCUCUGAGUGUGACCGGAAAGGGGAACCCCUCACCCCAACUCUGCCACGCAGAGCAUGUCUGCUAGGGGCACCCUUUGCCAGGGGGUGUGGCUAGGAGCAGACCCGGAGCGUUCGUGGGGAGGAUUAAUACAAAGUUCAGGGUUUGACUAAAUUUAGUUUGAGGCUUGACAAGCUCGGCUUCCAACCACCCCCCCGCAGGUCUGCUGCGGGGGGCGUCGCUCCUGGAAGCGCAUGACACAUGUACGCCCCGUUCCCUGCAUGCUACGGCCUGGGGCAUGGCAUGUUUCCUGCACCGGGGGCUUUGCUGCCCCCCAAGCACUCGCUGACACAGUGGAUCCCACUGGAGACUCCUCCAACCAGCACUGACACUGGAUCCCACGGGAGAAUCCCUCCAAUCAGCACCAACACUGGAUCCCAGCGGAGAGUCCUCCACUAGCCACGCUCCCCCCCCCCCCCCCCGACAUCCACAAUGAUACAGGACUCUAGGGGGAAUCCUUCUAGAAGGGCUCCCCGACACAGUGACACCACUGGAUCUCACAGGGGGUCCCCUCCCGUGGAGAGGGUCACCCCCCAAGGAGCGUUACCAGAGCCCAGCUGGAAGCGCUGCAGCUCCCCCCAGCCCAGGUACUGCACCGGAUCCCCCAAGGGCAGCCUAAAACCCACGUGCUUGUGCAUGGAGCUUGCGAAACGGGGAGGCCACGUGUGACUUGCCUGGGGGGCUACCUUGAAAUCAGGGCUGGCACAAGCUCUUCCUCCAUUGCCACCCACUGUCCUUCUGCCCCCGCCUAGGCAGGGGAGACCUGGCACUGGUCGCCUCUUCCCCCACCCAGGGGAAGCCAGGCAGCCUCAGAGGUCUCCCCCUCCACACACCGAGCGGAUCUCCCCCUGCGCAGCAUGGGAGACCCACUGGCCUCCCGGCACCUGGGGCUGUGGUUGGGGCAGGGCGCGGCCCCGCUGGGGGGUGGGACGCAGGGUGAGCCACACCACGCCCACUGGCCAGAGGGGGUGGGAUGCGGCGAGGGCUCGUGGCCCCAGUGUCGCCAAGGCCAGCCCGUGGGUUACCCCAGGGUAACGUUGCCUGGGCAGAUGGGGGUGAAAUUCCACCCAGCAGGGGGCAGUGCUGGGCAUGCACAAACCAGUCACUCUGACAUGUCCCAUCCAGCAGGGGGCAGCAUGACAUGCACACAGCAGCCCCCCUACCCCCACCCCUCUCUACACACACACACACACACACACCCUUCAACGAGCCGCUCUGACAUAUCCCAUCCAGCAGAGGGCAGCAUUAUACAGUCCCAGUGGGCCCCCCGCCCCUCCCAGUACGUAGCAGUGACUGUCCAUCCAGCAGGGGGCAGUGUUACACACACACACACACACACACACACACACACACACAAUGCUUCCCCCUCCCCCAACCUUGGGCAGAGGUGCCUUUCUAACCUGCAGGGGGCAGCCUCACCCUGCUGCAUGUGCACUGCCCCCCCCAUAUACAUACUUGAGCAUGUGAAAUUCCACCCAGUAGGGGGCAGCACCCCCCCCCUUCAGCUCCCCUAGUGGUGGCCUGAGCCACACACCACGGAAGGUGUCGGCCUCUUGCACGGGGACGGUUUUAACUUGGGCCCGUUACGGACUCUGCCUUGUUUUCUAUGGCCCAUGUGGAGGCCCCACCCCUCAGGUACCGAGGCAGGGGAUUGCCCCCCCACACACACACACACCGGGGAGGGUGGAUCCCACAGGCAGGAGCCGCAAGGGCUAAUAUUCUUGCCUGACGAUUUUGCGUCGGGGUUUUGUUACGGCGCCUGCCUGCGGGCUCCCCGGCCGCUUCUUUGCACCGGCUCCGUUGGGAUCCGCCUGGAUCCUUUUCCCCAGGUUCCGAGCCGCAAUCUCUUCCCGGCUCCACCCCGUCACUACGGCCGCAUCAGUCACCAUCUCGACCCUCUAGCAGACCCCCACUCCCCCCCCCCACCUGCCCAGACCUUGGCCACAGACAUUUUUCCACGGGGCCACCCAGAGGAUUCAGGGGGCCUGGGGCAAAGCCGGGGAGCUGCGGUGCUUGUACUCACC